AGGGAAAGGCGGCCCCUGACCGUAGUGCAGCCAGCGGUUGCAGGCAGACGGAGCAGAGCGGUCAGGGAUCAUGAGGGAGAGUGCGUUGGUGCCGGGGCCUGUGCCCGAGGCGCCGGCGGGGGGUCCCGUGCACGCCGUGACGGUGGUGACCCUGCUGGAGAAGCUGGCCUCCAUGCUGGAGACGCUGCGGGAGCGGCAGGGAGGCCUGGCUCGAAGGCAGGGAGGCCUGGCAGGGUCCGUGCGCCGCAUCCAGAGCGGCCUGGGCGCUCUGAGUCGCAGCCACGACACCACCAGCAACACCUUGGCGCAGCUGCUGGCCAAGGCGGAGCGCGUGAGCUCGCACGCCAACGCCGCCCAAGAGCGCGCGGUGCGCCGCGCAGCCCAGGUGCAGCGGCUGGAGGCCAACCACGGGCUGCUGGUGGCGCGCGGGAAGCUCCACGUUCUGCUCUUCAAGGAGGAGGGUGAAGUCCCAGCCAGCGCUUUCCAGAAGGCACCAGAGCCCUUGGGCCCGGCGGACCAGUCCGAGCUGGGCCCAGAGCAGCUGGAGGCCGAAGCUGGAGAGAGCUCGGACGAGGAGCCUGUGGAGUCCAGGGCCCAGCGGCUGCGGCGCACCGGAUUGCAGAAGGUACAGAGCCUCCGAAGGGCCCUUUCGGGCCGGAAAGGCCCUGCAGCGCCACCGCCCACCCCGGUCAAGCCGCCUCGCCUUGGGCCUGGCCGGAGCGCUGAAGCCCAGCCCGAAGCCCAGCCUGCGCUGGAGCCCACGCUGGAGCCAGAGCCUCCGCAGGACACCGAGGAAGAUCCCGGGAGACCUGGGGCUGCCGAAGAAGCUCUGCUCCAAAUGGAGAGUGCAGCCUGAGGGCUGGUGUUGCCUGCCUCCCCUGUGCUUGUGCCUUGUUCCAAAAUAAAUCCUUUCAGAAUGUAGCACUCAGGCCCUAAUAAGGAGCGAAUCCUGCAUCCACCAAGGCGGGCGCUCUGGCCCUCCCUUCCUUAAGCCCAGUCCUGUGUCCUCUGAAAAACGUGCAGCCACUCACACCUGCUUGCUGUCACCAUCAAUAAAAGUAAUUUCACCCGAA
Messenger RNA from Nomascus leucogenys (northern white-cheeked gibbon), 1073 nucleotides. RefSeq names its product caveolae associated protein 3 (gene CAVIN3). Gene Ontology annotation, cellular component: cytoplasm; caveola. Gene Ontology annotation, molecular function: protein kinase C binding. The record is from RefSeq and is a predicted model, not a curated record. NCBI's taxonomy places the organism in Eukaryota, Metazoa, Chordata, Mammalia, Primates, Hylobatidae.